This is a messenger RNA of Physella acuta, 5710 nucleotides long. RefSeq lists its product as uncharacterized. Lineage: Eukaryota; Metazoa; Mollusca; Gastropoda; Physidae. The record is from RefSeq and is a predicted model, not a curated record.
AAGAACUUACUUGUUAAACAAUAAAGUGUGAUCAUUGUUGGAAAUGUGGAAAAUCUGACGCGAUCUAAGCAGACUUGAGAUCACAUCAAAGACGUCACGCGUCUUGAUCAGGGCAGACGUCAUGACGUCACUAAAACAAUUUCUGAUUUAUUCUCCUGGCGAAGGGACUUUAAAGUGAAUCAUGAUUUAUUGCUCAAUAGUGGAGCACUCAAACGUUUAUACGGUUGGAUAAGAACAUUUGUCAAAUUUAUAGUUAGCAGGGAAGUGGAGAGUGUACAUAAACCAGGUGUACAUGCGUGUGUACGAGACUCGGAGUGUACAUAAACCAGGUGUACAUGCGUGUGUACGAGACUCGUGUACACAAAAUGUCCGACAACUGAUUGGUGUAGGCACCCGAGGGACAGGAUUUAAAGAACAUUUCAUCCCCUCAGCUGUUCCUGGAUCAAUGGAACUUUCUAGAUUUAUUUUGUUUAUUUUAUCUGCCAGUUACCUUGCCAACACCACAGAUGGAGCUAGUUGCAGCUUUCCUGCUGAUCUGAGGGGGGCGUGGAUGUCCUCAAAGAAAGGUGACGUCACGUUUACAUCGACGUCAUUGAGCGGUUACCACCCGUGUCGUUACCCAAAUCUCUGUCCUGACGUCACCAGCAACUGGACAUGCGUGGACAACAUCGGAGCCAAGUACCUGCUCAGGAGCGGCACCAUACAGGGGGUGGGGACCACCGGCCACGCCUUCACCUGUCUCUACCUGUACCGCAUCAGCAGCACCAAGUACCUCGCGUACCAGGGACCUAAAGCCGAACGUGGAGCCCCAUAUUUUGAUUACGUCAUACUGCGCCAGUCCACACAAGCAGACUUGAACAUCACCCAAGUGUGCAACCUGGCAGACAACCCGCCAGCCCGACACAACCUGUUCGUCAAGAAUGACUCGUUGAUUACGUCAGAGACCACGUGUCCGACUGACCUACUUGGCGACUACACGAGUGAGUGUAACGGUACGGUGCGUGUGUGUGGCGACCGGAAGCAGGUCGAGGUCAAUAACUGUAACAACGACAUCCUAUACACAGGGAACGCCACUCUGUCGUGUCUCUACAGCCUGGCAGAAGGGGACACAACCUACGUCACACUGGUCAACAGAAAUCUGGAGAGUGACGGCACUUUGCCCCACAAGUUUGUCUGUCUGGCGAUGAUCCUGAACGGCAGCACCAUCCUGGUGAGACAGAACUACAGCGAGUGUUAUGGUCUGGCCACGCCCACUUCCGUCACAGCUGACUUCAUCCUGACGCCAUACACGAUCGGCUGCACAUUUGCCGCCUUUUUGGUGGGCAACUGGUCGAGCAGCAGGAAGGGCGAGCUGGUGGUGACCAACGCGACGAUUGAAGGGUUCGAACCCUACAGUGACGCCUGCAGGUCGGACACCUGCGACAACCUGCCGACCACCUUCGAGUGUUACCUGCGGGAUGGUGAUCAAUACUUGAUCAGAUCAGCUCACACAUUAAUUGGGUCAAGUUACGUCAGGAUUUACGCUUGUGUUCACGUGACUUCAGUGGCGACCAAUAAGAUCAUCUACUAUCAGGUCAUGCAGGAGAAAGACCCGACCCUCCAGGAUUACGUCACAACUCUCAACGCUGCCGUGUCAGUUGAUUACGUCACUGACAUCUGCACGGCGCCACUGCCGUACGACGCGGCACUACACAGCGUGCUCAUCAGAUCAGGUCACCUGACCGAGGCCGCGGUCAACUGCCCAGGUGUGUUUGAGGCCAUGUACAACACAUCCAACCCACAGUGCGACUACACACUGACCACAUGUUUUCACAAGACGGUCAUCAAACUCUCUAACACAGCGUGUCAAACUAGACCUUUUUAUUCGGCUGGCGGUGCCAUGACCUGCAUCUACAACGUCACUUCCGGGUCACGUAACUACCUGACCCUCCUCAACAACGAUGACGUCACAGACAACAACGUCACCUACCAGUUUGUCUGUCUGGCCUACGAGGUGUCUGGUCAAACUCUGCGCUUCACCGAGUCACCCAGAGGAUGUGACGUCAACCAAUCAGCUGAUGGGGUCUCGGGGUUCACCUACAUCCACAUAGGUUCUUGUCCUGUGGAUGAAAUUAAUUGGGUCAUCAUCGUGUCAGUGAUUGCCGCUGUCGUCGUGUUGGUCAUCAUACUGUGUCUGCUCUGGUACUGUCUGCGGGGUAGACGGUGUCUUCGGCGGCUGAGGAAGGCGAGGGAUGAUGAGGAGAGAAUUGCCGGCAGGGGAGGGGACGAUGGUGACGAUCGGAGAGAGGGAGGAGGUGGGAGGGAUGAGGAACAAUUAAAGGGAGGGUGGAGGGAGUUGGUUGGGAAGGGAGGGGCGGGGUACAUGGACAUUUUCACCACGUCUGUAGACAAGGCCCCAGAAAUUCGACUUUUGAAAAGGUCCAAGUUUAAAUUUACGCAUGAGCAGCCGAAACCGGAAGUGGGAGAGGGGGAGAAUGACGUCACAGAUGAGAUCGACAGGAGACAGGAUGUUGACAACGAAAGAGAUGAAGGUGACGAUGAAAUGAAGGAGACUGAUGGUGUCGUGAGAGGAAGUGCUACAGCUACUGUUAAAAGAAAGAAGGGGAGGCGACGAAAACGUCAUCAAUCUGGUGGAAGGUCUAAGACUGAGGUCGACGGCAGCGACAGCAGCCAUGACGUCACAGACGACAGUUCCGGUUCCGGUGAAUCGACCGGUGAGUCGACCGGUGGGACGACCGGUGGGACGACCGGCCGAGGGUCUGACGAGGGCUUUCAAACAGACAGCAGUGGCACCACUGGGUCCGGCUCGGGUUCCAGGACAAGAUCUCACCUGGGCUCUGGAACUGACCAGGACUCAGACACCAACAGCGAUGACAGCGAGAGACGCGCUAAGAUGAUCAUCGCUAGCCACUACCAGGCCAGGCUAGCUAAAUCUUGGGAGCAGAGGGUCAACGACCCAACCUUAGUGCAGGACAAGACCAAGCCAAAGUUCCGGAAAGAUCUGGAGGCAAGAGACGCCGUCACCAAAACUCUGACGUCAUCCGGUGUGGGAAUUUCCGUCGAUCUGAUGACGUCGAUGAGAGCGGCGUUAGCCAGGGCAGGAUGGGACAGAAAGAGAGGAACCAAGGGCAGGGGCGUGCUGGUGGGAAUCAGCGACAAGAAAGUCCACCCUCUGGAUCACAGGAGCCGUCACCCCGGGGGUAGUGAGCCCGGGGGGUCUGCAGACAUCCCAUAUUUCUCCCAGUAUCAGCACUACACGACAGCCAGACAACAGCUACAGGAGCAGGGAGUGUUGGACAGUCGGGGGGAGGGGAGGUUUAGGACAUCAGAGGAGGAGUUUAGGUUCAACGAGCUGGAGAACGAGCUCAAACAACACCAGGAACUGAUGAAGUUGUCAGGGGCAGAUAAUGCUGGUGGUAUGACUUUGAUGAAGUCGAGCCCAAAUGUAUCAUCGACUGCUCCACACUCUACUGCCCUGAAGGCAGAGACCUCACUCACAGGAGAAGGGGCAUUGGGAGGCAUAUUGGGCAGAAGGCAGACAUUGGUGGGCGGGGCACAAGCAGGUCUACUGGGCAGAAGGCAGACACUAAUAGGUGCCACAUUGAAUGACAAGCAACCAGCUCUGGGCCUACAGAAGGACGAAGGUUCUAGACUGACUGAGAGACGUCAGACGCUUCUAGAAGGUCAGGACAGCACGGGGGAGGCUGGAUCCAGACACAAGCACAGGAAACGUGUGAAGACAGCAGACAGAAGACAGCUCAACAAACUGUUGAUUGGCGCUAGCAUUGAGUCCAAAAACCAGAAGGGUCAUGGGAGGUCAAGGCUGCGGCCUGGAGACAUUAGCGUGCCGCUUGCACGUGUGGAUGCACGUGCGGUUAAACUGAAUAGACCUGCUCACACGGGCAAGGCUGACGUCAACUUCACGUCUGGCAGAUGGUCGAAGGACGGUGAUGGUACAACAGGCAAGACCUUGUUGGUUGGGCCAGUUCCAGAACGGUCACCACCUGCAACAAACGGUCAACUUCCUGCCACAGGCGGUCAACUUCCUGCCACAGGCGGUCAACUUCCUGCCACAGGCGGUCAACUUCCUGCAACAGGCGGUCAACUACGUGCUACAGACGGUCAACUACGUGCAACAGACGGUCGACCAUAUGAAACAGUUGACGCAUCAAUCAUGAUGGAAGGACAGCACGAACUGACAGACGAACCAAGCACACAACUACACCAACCUCAGGUUUUAGGUCCAAUCAGACAUGGGAUGUUCAACAGAUUAUAUCAGCCAACCAGAGCACAGAGGUCAAAGUUCAGCCAAUCACAGGGAACCCUGGAGGGCAUGAAGAGAGAUAAGGCGUUUCUUCAGAGGAUACAAAAUGGACGUCAAAAUGGACAACCCCAUUGGUCGUGGCAGGAUGGUCGCUAUGGUGAUGGUCGCCAUGGUGAUGGUCGAAAUAUGGCCAGCCAUGAAGGGGAGGGUCAGGACUUGGGGCAGGCAGCACCCACUGCGCCCGGGGGUCGGGCUCUAGCCUGGAGCUACAACAUGCCGGGUCAGAAGACUAGCGACUCGACCACGCAGGCCAGCCAGUUCUGGGAUCCUGUGUUCAAAUCCCAGCUGGACCAGAUCGAUGACCUCAAGUUGAGAAAACUUCUGGAGGAGUUGUACAGGGAUAAAAAAUACAUGGACAAAAUGAUUGGCUCGCUCGACGGCGCUGAGCAGGACGACAUUCUCGGGUCUUUCGUGCAGGGUCGGGAAUACCUGCUACAGCGGGCCCAGUUCUGGCUGGAGAGGGGGCCCCUCCCGCCCCGACCCCCGGCUACUGGCCUGGGGUUGAGACUAUUGAAUCAAUCGUCGUUGUCUAGCAAAGUUGCUUCGAUGGAGAGUGUCCGGCCAUCGGAAAGUGUCCGUACAGUGGAAAGUGUCCGGCCAUCGGAAAGUGUCCGGCCAUCGGAAAGUGUCCGGCCAGUGGAAAGUGUCCGUACAGUGGAAAGUGUCCGGCCAUCGGAAAGUGUCCGGCCAGUGGAAAGCGUCCGGCCAGUGGAAAGUGUCCGGCUGGAAAACAGCAACACCUCCCAACCCAGAUCGAAACUGGUGGAUGCUCAUGACUCAGACGAGAGAGACCCAUCACAAAGUAAACCAGGUCACAAACUCAACCAUCCCUCAGACCACCGUUAUGACAACCAUGCUGACAACCAUCAGGACAACCAGCCUGACAACCCUAAAGAUGAAACCGCUAAAAGCUCGGGCCUUGCAAACCACCAAGAAGAAGAAAAGAAAAGGGGCGAUCACUCUCAUGAAUCAGAUGAAAUAAAGGGCGAUCACUCUCAUGAAUCACAUGAAAUAAAGGGCGAUCACUCUCAUGAAUCAGAUGAAAUAAAAAGCGAUCACUCUCAUGAAUCACAUGAAAUAAAGGGCGAUCACUCUCAUGAAUCAGAUGAAAUAAAAAGCGAUCACUCUCAUGAAUCACAUGAAAUAAAGGGCGAUCACUCUCAUGAAUCACAUGAAAUAAAGGGCGAUCACUCUCAUGAAUCACAUGAAAUAAAGGGCGAUCAACACGACACAAGGCCCAAUGGUCAGGCGCUAGCGACUCUACCAUAGACGACUACAACCAUUUUCUUCCAAAACUAAAACUUUUUUUUGUUUUUUUUUUUGAGUGCGCAUCAGGUCACAGCGUAGGUCAGUGUUAAAAACAUGGUGACCAGAUGUGUGGGGGAA